This is a messenger RNA of Eubalaena glacialis (North Atlantic right whale), 4760 nucleotides long. RefSeq names its product ubiquitin family domain containing 1 (gene UBFD1). Gene Ontology annotation, molecular function: cadherin binding; RNA binding. The record is from RefSeq and is a predicted model, not a curated record. The coding region runs from base 197 to 1126 and encodes 309 amino acids. NCBI's taxonomy places the organism in Eukaryota, Metazoa, Chordata, Mammalia, Artiodactyla, Balaenidae. The transcript has 7 exons.
GCCCCGCUGGGUUCUUGAAAGCUAAAGCGUGGCAGGGGCCGGGCCGGGGAAGCGGAGGAGGCGGGUCUCCAUAGAAACCUCCACCUGUUUCCGGCCAGGCUGUGCGCGAUUAGGGGCUGUUAACGGGGCCAAUCUCAGCCAGCUCGCCUUUUCCCGGCGGCCUCUGCGGGAGUGGUGGGUGUUGUACACAAUCAUCAUGGCGGCGGCCGGAGCCCCGGAUGGCAUGGAGGAAACUGGCAUGGAUACGGAGGCCGAGACCGUGGCGACCGAGGGGCCCGCGCGGCCCCUCAACUGCUUGGAGGCCGAAGCCGCGGCGGGGGCGACGGCCGAGGACUCCUGCGCCGCGCGAGGCAGUCUGCAGCCUGCCCCGGCCCAGCCCCCUGGGGACCUCGCGGCCCAGGCCUCGGUCAGCAACGGCGAGGACGCGGGCGGCGGCGCGGGCAGGGAGCUGGUGGACCUGAAGAUCAUCUGGAACAAGACUAAGCACGACGUGAAGUUUCCCCUGGAUAGCACAGGCUCCGAGCUAAAACAGAAGAUUCACUCGAUUACAGGUCUCCCGCCUGCCAUGCAGAAAGUCAUGUAUAAGGGACUUGUCCCUGAGGAUAAGACGUUGAGAGAAAUAAAAGUCACCAGUGGAGCCAAGAUCAUGGUGGUUGGCUCCACGAUAAAUGAUGUUUUAGCAGUAAACACACCCAAAGAUGCUGCCCAGCAGGACGCAAAGGCCGAAGAGAACAAGAAGGAGCCUCUCUGCAGGCAGAAACAACACAGGAAAGUGUUGGAUAAAGGAAAACCUGAAGAUGUGAUGCCGUCUGUUAAGGGUGCCCAGGAGCGCCUGCCAGCUGUACCCUUAUCCGGCAUGUACAAUAAGUCCGGGGGAAAAGUGAGACUUACCUUUAAGCUAGAACAAGACCAGCUGUGGAUCGGCACUAAAGAGCGGACUGAGAAAUUGCCCAUGGGUUCCAUUAAAAAUGUGGUCAGUGAACCUAUCGAAGGACACGAAGACUACCACAUGAUGGCGUUUCAGUUGGGCCCCACGGAAGCCUCUUACUACUGGGUGUACUGGGUUCCAACUCAAUAUGUGGAUGCAAUCAAAGACACUGUGCUGGGGAAAUGGCAGUAUUUUUGAAAGCACUUUCACCUCUGGCCCAGGAGACUGACCCAAAGUGAAGGACAUUGCUGGGAGAGGCCUGCAGCAUCCCUGGAUUUCAGAGUUCUGGAACUUUGUUCAAAAAAAAUCUAUAUCCACUCUAAGGUGAUGUGGUGACUGAAGCCAGAGGUGAUGUACUUUCACCAUUAGCUUAAUUUUAACUUAAAAUCACCGGUUCCCUUUCUUGCAGUCAGCUUCAUACCAUUUUUAAAAGUCAAUAUGGUGGAAAUCAAUAAAUCUGAAUUCUGAACAUGUUGUGUGGAAUACUCUUAAGUGUGUUUGAGAGUAGAUCUACCAAAUUUGUUUAGAAAGGAAUGAUCGAAAGCUUUCUGGUUUCUUUCUUUUUUUUUUUUUUUGUUUUUGUUUUAAGUGAUUUCACCUGAACUAUUUUCAUGAAUCUUUGGUUGCAAACAUUUGGACUGCGUUGUGAUGAGUUGGGGUGGGUUUUUCCCUCUCUUAUAUGAAAUUGUAUGCAGAAUGUGGGGUUAGUAAGCCAUAUUUCUCUGUCCAUUGAUUCAGAAUGAAUUCUUUCCCUUUUUAUUUUCCCACUUCCUAGAUUGGAAUUUAUGUUUUAAAAACCCAAAGAUGUCAGUUGCUCCUUUUGUACCUCAUUGCCACCUCCUUUCCUGGCUUCCCUCUCGCCACGCUGCUGCUCGUGAACACGAGGCGGGAGAGGAAGAGCUGUGGGUCUGGUCGGGGUCGCUCACACUGGCCGUGGUGAUUGUUGAGCAACAGAGUGUGUCGCGGUGACUCCUGUCUGAACGUCUUGCCCUUUGGGCCCCGAUCUCUGGGGAGAUCCACUGCCGCUUUGACGGUUGUCUGCAGCCCUCACUGGUUCGGCUUUGAGGCCCGGCCUGGCACAGGUGUGCCUGGGUAGGCCGACAAAGACCUCUUUGAGAGGAGCCAGGUGGAAGCCAGCUCUACAGCCCUACAGCCACAGACCCAGAUCGUUCUUUCCUUAGAAGUUUCGAGAAAUUCUUCAGCAGUCCGAUGAUUCUUUCAAGUACGCGUCUCCAUUGGGCCCUUCUGCUCAUGCAUUAUGUUCAAGUGUCCUUCAUCCCAGGUUCAGAGAUGCUGCCUUUCUCAAGAAGAAGACAUCUGACCUAGUGGGUUGGCCGAUGUAUUUAAACAUCGAAAAUGGGAUAAGUGGCUUUCGUGAUUAGCUCUCCCUCUUCUGGGUUUAGCCCUUGUGUUCUUUGUCCACGUGAAGUUCUGUUGUCUCCCGAUGGCUUGGUUGACUCUGGAAUGAGGGACGGUCUCUUGGUGAAUGAUACCCUUCGUGCUGUUCGCUGUUGCUCUGCUGCUGUCUUUGCAAUUCUCCUCUCACUGGUGCAGGCCCUCAUAGUAAGGUUUGGCGAGAGAUGUUCCAAACUUCACAUUCUGGAUUCUAGACUGUUAACCCCUCAUUCUGUGAAAUGUAUUAGCAUGUGUUCGCCUAAGAUGACUGUUCCUUGUGAGCCAGUUUAUGGUGAUAUUCUGCGCCCUUCCCUUCUAAGCUGUAGUUCAGGAAUCCAGCCCAUCCAGACAGACUCUUGCUUUUCGUGGUGUAGUCAAUGCCAAGUUAUGCAUCUGGGCAGGAAAAUCUACUCUUGCUUUUUUGGGGGGCAUAAGUAUGUACGGGAAGUGUAGUGUUCGGGAAACUGCCUGUUUUUCGUCCUUGAAAAAGGAGCAGUGACUGUAGCUUUUCUGUCCUCGUUGGCCCGCAGCUCCUGGAGAAAAGAGUGCUUCUUUGCUACUUGUUGAAGCCUCCCUCUGCAGUUGACAGGCCUACAGAGGAAACGGUCACGUAGCAGGAAGAGCGUCACCUCUGUUUGAAUACUGCCCUUUCUGUCGGCCGGCGUCCCUGUCCCGGGGGCUUGUCCUGACGGUGCCACACGCCUGCUUUUGGUCUCUUGCAGCACGCGUCUCCGUCCCCAGACUGGCCGCGUGGGGCUGCUCUCUGAGGCCCUUCCUGCCAGGUCUCCUCACUUGCCCCACUCGUGCAGCUGCCCGUGCCACCUGCCGCCCCUCCCUCCCGGCGACAGCGUGUGUCCCGUCCGUCUCCCUGCUCCCCGAGGGCCAAACCGCCUCUCGCUCAGGCUGGUGUCAUCUCAAGACAGGACCAAAGCCUGUGUGAGCCUUUUUAUUUUAAGUAAAAUGGUGCUUUUUUCCUUACUUGGAGAUAUAUAAAUAAUGUAAAUGACAUCUUUUUGUAUGGACCUGUCUGAGUGUUGCUUUACAGAGCUCACUAAAUCUGCUGGAACCAUCUUGGGCUCUGGCUCCCGACUCCGUGGAGACCUUGCUGGAAGCCCCGGAGAGCCGAGGGGGCGGCACCAGGAGCCGCUGGGAGGAGUGUUGGGUGUAGAGCCAUGCCUGGGUCCCAGCAGUAUUCACUAGCUUGUCACUCGGCCCCGUGAGUGGUUGCUUCAUCAUCAUCUUACGGUCCAGAACGUACUGACUAAACCUGUGUUAGCAAACUGAGACUCUUUGCCCUUCGGUAGCCUCACGGUGUUCAUUUUUCCCUCAGGAUGCUUUCUGGGCAGAGCCCUGGCUGUGGUCUCCCCGCUGCGGCCCGGGGCGUGCGUGCAGGGCGGCGUGGCCGGGGCUGCUGCUUUCUCUCAGGAGGUCGUGCCGGCAGUCCCCCUGCAGGGCUCGCUCGCGCGCAGGCAACCUGCCUUUCCUUCCCUCCCUGCGGCGACUUGGCAGGAUAGUGACCAGCUGGUCCCUGCGGCGGCCUGGCCCCUCCGCUCUGUUCCAGUCAGUCUGGUCAGAAAAUGUAGAAAGACAGUCCCGACACCUGCUGGAACUCUUUGGUAUUAAGUAUUUUAAUCGAUGACAGGCCUUUUGCAAGUAGCAUUAACUCUUUUUAAAUGAAGUCGAACUGAACUAAGGAUGCACUUUCUCCAGAGUUGCUGCUUUAGAUUACAAGGGGCAAGGAGACUCACUUUGCCACGUCUCUGAAAAGUUGCCGUAUUUCAGCCGGAAGGGGCUGCCUUUCUUCUUACUUCACUCUAACCACGUGCCUGGAGGAGUGGUCCCAGGCUCCCGCACUUGGCCCGCCCUCUUUGCCGGGGGCAGGGAAGGGCGUGGGAUGGACCCCCGGGUGCCAAGGGCCACGCAAGGGCGGCUUGCUUUCCACCGCAUCCUCUGAGGGACGCCUCUUUCUCUCCUUGCCUCUGCUCAUGCCUGUUGUCUUGGGAAAGGAUGGUCCCUUUGUCUUAAGGCUUUGUGAAAGAGUCAUCUCCAGUGAAGACUGGCCCCUGUUUCCUUCUUAGAGGGGCCUGGUGGCCUUUCUGAGGUUAUAGGCGGUCAGGAGCCCUCCAAAGCGCACGACGUCUGGCAAAUUUACCUGCCAGGCUGGGUGGUUCUACUGCUUUCUGAAUUUCUAAAAAUCUCUUUCUUUCUUAACCAGUUCUGCAGAAUUAUUUGACAAUAUACAUAAGUACCAUGUUUUCCUUGUGGUGUACGCUCUGUUCUGGUUUUUGUUUUUAAUCAAAUGCCUGUUUGGGAGGAGAUGAACGUAUUUAGUCUAUUAGAUUUGCGCUGCUGGAUUUUUUUUUUAAGUGUAACCUUGACUAGCUGUCUUAUUGUUUAUCCUGUAAGAUUAGUCUAUCAAUUAAAGUUUGAUAAUUAA